GCCCCCUAGCAGGUGUGAAAAGAUGGCACACACCCGGAUCUCCAUGUACAUGCCUCCUGACCUCGACCCCACCAAGGCCGCCAUUGCUUGUGGCUGUCGGGCCUUGCCCAAGCUCAAUGAGGAGCUGCAAUCAAAUGAGCUCCUGACCAGGCAGAAAGCCCUUGUGGCUCUGUGUGACCUCAUGCAUGAUCCCGAGUAUGUCUAUGAGGCCAUCAGUAUAGGCUGUCUGAAGAGCCUGAAGGCCUUGCUGAGGGACGGCAACAACCUGGUGCGGAUAAAGACCACUGAGGUGCUGCACAUCAUGGCGACACAUAAUGUGGGCAGAGUUGGCUUCUUAGACCAAGGAGUCAUCGCAGACCUGUCGUUCCUGCUGAAUGAUCAUCAGGUGGUCUGCAGAGAGAACCUCCACCAGGCGUACAAGCAUCUGGCGCAGCUGCCUGAAGGUGCCCGGGGCAUCGUCAGCAGUGGCCUGAUCCCCUCGCUGGUCUGGAAGCUGCAGACGGAGAACGAAUACAUUCAGGAGCUCAUCCUGGACACUCUGGCCCCGUGCCUGCGGGAGGAUGCCAGCGAGGCCCUCAACAGCCAGGCUGUGCCCUAUUUUAAGGAGAAGCUCCUCAGCGACUCCCCCCAAAUCCGAAGCAAGGCUGCUCGGGCGCUCAUCGCCAUCAGCGUCCCUUUGGAGGGCAAGAACCAGGUGUGGCAGCAUAAUGUCAUUCCUGUUCUGGUGGAACUGCUGGUAGAUCCUGACGAGGAGGUACAGGCCAAUGUCGCUGGGGCCCUGAUGAACGCAGCGGUGACCACUGAAGGGAAGUAUGCAGCACUUGACGCCAAUGCCAUCGGCCCGCUCAUGGAGUUGCUCUGUUCCAAACCCACGACCAAGGUGAUCCUGAAUGCCACGAAAGCCCUCACCAUGCUGGCUGAAGCCCCCGAGGGCCGCCAGUCACUGCAGGCCCACUUGUCUACUUUCCAGCGCCUCCUGAUGCAUGACAUGGAGGCCAUUCGGAGAGCAGCCCAAGUCGCCAUCAAAGUGAUUGAGUGGAAGCCGUGACUCCCUGUGGGGCCGGGGGCCUCCCUCUCUGCCUCAAUAAACGAGUUG
Psammomys obesus (fat sand rat) is the source of this 1096-nucleotide messenger RNA. It is a transcript of the gene Rsph14, whose product is annotated as radial spoke head 14 homolog. The transcript is spliced from 6 exons. The coding region runs from base 23 to 1048 and encodes 341 amino acids. NCBI's taxonomy places the organism in Eukaryota, Metazoa, Chordata, Mammalia, Rodentia, Muridae. Gene Ontology annotation, molecular function: protein binding. The record is from RefSeq and is a predicted model, not a curated record.